AUAGCAUGGGAGUUGGUUAACACUCAAGAGCGUGAUUCACAGCGGAAGCGUUACAGGCUUAUAUAAGUCUGAGAUUGGCAGAUUGCCUCAACUGGAAUCUCUCCGUGUGAUCCCGUGCUGCACAGUGUGAUAGACCGCUUGAUAUACACGACUUACAAACUCUACCCCAGGAACUACUACAACCACACGCAUCACGAUAACGGUACCUGAUGAUGGAGUCCCGUCUCCUCUUCCAACUGGCCAUGGUGGCUGCCACAGUGACGCUCAGUGUCCAGCGAGUGACUCCACCCCCAAACGCAUGCGCGAACUGGAAUACCAAUGAACCCAGGCUGUAUCCUAGCAACGGCAGGUGCGACAGGUUCUACCAAUGUUCUGAGAGAGGUGCAAGCGCCAACUUGCAUUGCAGGCUCGGCACCUUCUUCAGUUUCUCUAAACAGACCUGUGACUUUCCAAGGAACGUCAUCCAGGAAGAGUCAUGCGAUAUGUGCAGUGGCCGCACCGUCCACCCGUACAUGAACUCAUGCGAGGUGUUCUAUGAGUGUACCAACAUCCAAGACGCCCCGGUCCUACCCAGAUGCUGCCCCACCGAUCAGGUCUUUGUGGAAAACGUUGGAUGUCAGCCACGAGGAUUCGGCGAUGCGCCUUGUACUGCAAGCAACUACACCCAUCCCAAGUUCUGCCGGAACUACUUCCAGUGCGUGGACAGCACCCUCACGACCUUCUGCUGCCCCGUGAACGAGAGGUUUGACGGUGAACGUUGUGUCCCCGACCCCGACGGCAUCUGCAGCCUCCCCUGUGAAGGAGAAGAGUUCACAACGCCAGUGCUACCCACGGCUCUAGCCCCGCGCAGCAAAGUAUGCGACCCACAAGCUGACUCAGAACUGGACAACAUCCAAGCCUGGGGCAUGACAGACAGUGUCGGGUCUUGGGUGGGUAACCAAGGCCCCGUCCUCCAGUCAGCUGACGGUCAGUCUGGCAUCUUCGGGAACGGCGCCCACCUCUCCCUCAGCCAGUUCUACAACAACGUCAUGGCUCCUUUCACGGCCCGUGUGCGCUUCCAGCCCGAGGACUUGACCUCCUUCACCGAGCAGGAUCUCUUGAGCAACGCCUGUAACACGGCUGAAAACGCCCUCACCUUGUCCGUCGUCCCCGCGAGCAGGACCGUCAGGGUCAGUGUUGGUGGCACUGGUGGAACAUCUACCGAAGUUACUUGGAACCCAACGUCGUCUGACGCUUGGCUAGAGGCCACCGUCCAGUUCGCCAAUCAGAACCUUUCGGUCAGUGUUACGGAUGGCCAGACACCCAUUGUCAGGAAUAGCGUUACCUACGCAGGGUCUGUCACCAACACCUGCCAGCUGAGAGUCGGUCUGGGGGCAAGUCUUGACAGGGCAUUCAACGGCAAGGUUGACAGGGUAACCGCAUGGAAGUGCGUCGUCCCAGGAUUGUAAACGCCACAGUCUUCUGUUCCACGAUAUGACUUAAAUAUCAUACUCAACUUUAAAAACCUUUCCGACUAAUGAAUGUAAAUCACAUUUCAAUUUUAACAAUUUCCGGUUUUUUAGUAUUAAUUUAUUCAGUUGUUUUUGCAACUUCAAAAUAAGCUAGUACUGCCACCACGACUGUCCCGACAAUGAUCUGUUGCCAUUAUACCAUUCUAUUUAUUGUAUGCGCGUCAAGUAUUUCCGGACACCGGCAUAUCCUCCAUCUAUUAUUAAAAUAGUGCAAUGUU
Haliotis rufescens (red abalone) is the source of this 1729-nucleotide messenger RNA. RefSeq lists its product as uncharacterized. Lineage: Eukaryota; Metazoa; Mollusca; Gastropoda; Lepetellida; Haliotidae. Gene Ontology annotation, molecular function: chitin binding. The transcript has 10 exons. The coding region runs from base 210 to 1448 and encodes 412 amino acids. The record is from RefSeq and is a predicted model, not a curated record. Gene Ontology annotation, cellular component: extracellular region.